AAGCAAGUCACUUGAAUACAAGAAAAUUAUGGAUUCCUCUGUCGCAGAAGAAGAAAAUCCAGAUCCAAGCAGCCCCCCACAACCUGCUGUCGUUGGAACAGUCAAAGGGGGGAAGAAACCAAAGAAAAAAGAGAGAACAGGAAGAAGAAAUCGUGAGAUUUGUGAUGUGUUUGGCGACGCAGCCAUGAUGAAUGCUUACAACAUUUCCCACAGUGUACAAGACUUCCUCAAUUAUCGUGGAUUCCCGUGGGGUGGACAUAAAAAAUAGGAAUAUUUUGAAUAAAUUAAACUUUAUUUUAAAACUAGCUUGUCUCAGUCAUAAUAUUUCAAUAAAAUUCAUGUCAUAAUACUUAUGAGACAGCAUUUGAAGGACUAAUAAGAAUGCAAAU
Molecule: messenger RNA, 389 nt
Organism: Folsomia candida
Lineage: Eukaryota; Metazoa; Arthropoda; Collembola; Entomobryomorpha; Isotomidae
Product: small lysine-rich protein 1-like
Exons: 3
Coding region: 29-268 (79 amino acids)
Source: RefSeq, a predicted model, not a curated record